AUGAGACAUGCAAUUGGUAUUGAACUAAAUGAAAGAAAGUCUGGUAGUGGUAUGGUAGCAACUGACAAUAUAAUCUUUAGGGAAACCAUUGCAGCAUUUCUUACACAUUAUUGCAAGCCUGCAAAACCAAUUGAUCCAGAGAAUCUAUUGGCAUUCAAUGGGAGUGGGUCAGCUGUCGAAGCAUUAGGGGAAAUGCUGGCUGAACCUGGAGAUGGCUUUCUCAUUCCUGCACCAUUUUAUGGAGGAUUCAAGUCUGACUUACAAAUGAGAUUUAAUGUCAUUGCUUAUCCUGUGACACUGUCUUCUGAGCCGGCACCAGGGGAAACAGUCCCAUUUGAGUUGACAGUGGAGAGAAUUGAAAAGGCUUUCAAUGAUGCCAAAAAGAAGGGUAUCGCCAUUCGUGCAUUAUUGCUUUGCAAUCCAAACAAUCCCUUUGGGUGCAUCUAUUCAGAUAAACUGGUCAAAGACUGCCUACAGUUUGCUCACAAACAUAAAAUCCACAUCAUAGUAGAUGAGCUUUAUCUCUUGUCAAUCUUUCAUGAAGGAUCUUCUAUGAACAGCGUACUAAGCUACACAGACAUUCCCGAUCCUGAGAGAUUCCAUUUUAUUUGGGGAUUCAGUAAAGAUUUUGCUGUAUCAGGGUUCCGCUGUGGAGUUCUUUACACCCAAAACAAGGACCUCAAAGCUGCUUUGUACAACACCAUGUACUUUCAGACGGUGUCAACAGUCACUCAGCAUGUCUUGAUGAAUCUCAUCAAAGAUUUAGACUGGGUCGACAGGGUGUAUGUUCCUGCAAGCCACAAGCGUCUACGAGAGAGCAACAAGAUUGUCUGUGAAUUCCUUCAAAAAGCUGACAUCCCACACCUUGAAUGCAAAGCAGGGUUCUUCUUAUGGGCAGAUUUUAGAAAAUUUUUAAAGUCUCAAACAUUUGAAGAUGAGUGGGAGCUAUUUGAGUAUUUUAUGGACAACAAACUGUACAUAAGUCCGAGUGUUGCCUUCACCUGCAAUGAACCAGGAUGGUUUAGGAUUAUUUUUGCUGAGGAUCCCAAAAUUCUUCAAAUAGCGAUGGAAAGACUUUUAAAAGUUGUUCAAAAGCGAAGAGAAGAACUUUCCAAGCAUCAAAAUGAAACGAAGACCCAGUGAUGGAAGACAGUGACGUCAUGAAGGCGUGUCGUAUAUAUUUUGACGUCAUAGCGGUUUUGGAAUUAGAAAUUUUGACCACCUUUAAAUUACAUUCUUGAUCUCUCUAUUUCGUCCCCACACUUUAACUCACGUGACUUUAUAAUGGCCGACGUGCUGAAUUUAAUGAAUAUAAAGCGUGCGCGCAUGUGUCUGUGCUGUGAUAUAAACACGGUGGGGCUGUAGGCCACGAGAGAAGCAAACUUAGAAACACGUGCACAAGGCGUAUCCGAGUCUCUUGCUUAUAUGUUUAUGUCAUAAUAAUACAGAGACAUAAGAAGCCGUUUUAUAAUGCUCUUAUGAUAUAUUUUUGGACAACUUUGCUCCUAAUAUCGAUAUGCACCUGAUAUCGAUAUUCGCCUUAUUUGCAGAAUUUUUGCAAAGCGCUGUAUAUAUAUACAUAAGGAUUUGCAAAAAUUCUGCAAAAGUCAAGUAUAUCUAUAUCUAUAUAUCCAUAUAUAAACUAAUUUGCAUAUUUUCAUAUCCUAUAAAUCCUAUAAUGUUUUGCAGGAAAACGAUAAUUCGAAAUUGGAAUUUCAACUACUUU
Actinia tenebrosa (Australian red waratah sea anemone) is the source of this 1726-nucleotide messenger RNA. Its product is annotated as putative inactive 1-aminocyclopropane-1-carboxylate synthase-like protein 2. Gene Ontology annotation, biological process: biosynthetic process; amino acid metabolic process. NCBI's taxonomy places the organism in Eukaryota, Metazoa, Cnidaria, Anthozoa, Actiniaria, Actiniidae. Gene Ontology annotation, molecular function: pyridoxal phosphate binding; transaminase activity. The record is from RefSeq and is a predicted model, not a curated record.